Akanthomyces muscarius is the source of this 921-nucleotide messenger RNA. RefSeq lists its product as uncharacterized. Lineage: Eukaryota; Fungi; Ascomycota; Sordariomycetes; Hypocreales; Cordycipitaceae. The coding region runs from base 1 to 921 and encodes 306 amino acids. The record is from RefSeq and is a predicted model, not a curated record. The transcript has a single exon.
AUGUCGUCAUCUCCUCAGGGCAAGUUCGAAGCAUCGCAGUUCUGGGCCUCUUCCGCCCGAUCCCGCAACUUUAAAUCCUCUGCCCGCCUACACCUUCAACACCACCUCUUCCAGAGAACUCUAGGCAACAGGAUCUUGCAGCCGACUGCAGAGCAAGCAGCUGUGCAAUGUCGCGCGCCGCUAAGAGUUGCGGACCUUGGCUGCGGAAACGGAGUUUGGCUCCUAGACUUGGAGCAGUCACUCACGGACCUGGGCGUUGAGGUCUCCCUCCUAGAGGGAUUCGACGUCAACCCAGUCAACUUCCCUCCCAAAUGGAGCUGCCCCCCUAAUGUCGCUUUUACGGCUCUCGAUGUAUUGAAGCCGCUACCACAGGAGCUUCUCGGUACCUACGACAUUGUUCACAUGCGAGCUUUUGUCUCCCUCAUUACGAAGAACGACCCCCGCCCCGCCAUCUACCAGGCCCUAUCCCUUCUCAAACCUGGCGGCUGGCUCCAGUGGGAGGAGACCCGCGUAGAUAGGUGGACCGCGACCGCGGCCCAGAGCGGAGAGGCAGAAGAUGCGCAAUCCAAGGCCUCCUGCGACGCCAUCAUCGGCAUCCUCGAUAAUGGCGGCCGUGCUCAGGGCAACACGUUCGACUUCCUGGCCACCUUGGGUGUGCAUCUGGAGCGCGCCGGGCUAGUACAGGUGGCGAGCCUGGAGUUGGAGAAGCGGCGCGCGGAUAUGAAGGCCUGGACGGAGGACUAUCUUUUGUCAUGGGAGGAGAUUGCCAAUCUGAUUCCGCCUAAAGCUCAGGCGCCUGACUCGCCCUUGACGAGGGAGAUGUAUGAGGACUUACUGGAUAAGGCAAUCGCCGAGACUGAGCAGGGUGUUGCCAUACAUCAGCAAAGUGUCCUCGUAGUCAUGGGGAGGAAACCAGCGUAG